This is a messenger RNA of Cornus florida, 1742 nucleotides long. RefSeq names its product probable polygalacturonase At1g80170. Gene Ontology annotation, molecular function: polygalacturonase activity. The record is from RefSeq and is a predicted model, not a curated record. NCBI's taxonomy places the organism in Eukaryota, Viridiplantae, Streptophyta, Magnoliopsida, Cornales, Cornaceae. The transcript is spliced from 9 exons. Gene Ontology annotation, biological process: carbohydrate metabolic process. The coding region runs from base 38 to 1384 and encodes 448 amino acids.
AUAUAUCUCCACAAACCAAAAAGCAAAAUGAUAGAACAUGGGUAAGCUUAGAUCUUCCAGUGUUUCUUUUCACUCAAUUUGUAUGAGCAUUUGUACGAUUUAUGGUAUAUUUUUGUCAUCAAAUCUCAUCACUGUGCAAGGAUUUGAUUCUUUGCUUCAGCUCCCACGAUCUGGGGCUUCUAGAGACCGACCCAGAUCAAAGAAAGCUCUCUAUGUCGAUGAUUUUGGUGCAAAAGGCGAUGGGUUCAGUGAUGACACUAAGGCUUUUGCAGAUGCUUGGAAGACAGCCUGUUCUUUCUCUUCACGGUCAAAAAUCGUGGUUCCAUUGGGAAGCACCUAUCUGGUCCGACCAACUAAUUUUGCCGGGCCUUGCCGAUCGAGGGUUACUCUGAGGAUCUCUGGUACUAUUGUUGCUCCCAAAGAUCCUAGUUAUUGGGAUGGUUUGAAUCCAAGAAAAUGGCUCUAUUUCCAUGGGGUGAACCACCUCACAGUAGAAGGUGGAGGAACUGUUAACGGGAUGGGGCAGGAGUGGUGGGCUCAUUCUUGCAAGAUCAAUAGAACAAAUCCAUGUCAUCAUGCUCCAACGGCUGUUACUUUUCAUAGAUGCAAUUAUUUGAAAGUCAGGAAUCUUUUGAUGGUAGAUAGUCAACAAAUGAACAUGGCAUUCACUAAUUGUGUUAGGGUUGCGGCAUCCCGUCUCAGAGUAGUAGCACCUGCAGUUAGUCCUAAUACUGACGGGAUCCACAUAAGCUCAUGCAAUCGCGUUGAAGUCAAAGGCAGCAUUAUCAGAACAGGGGAUGACUGCAUUUCUAUAGUUGGCAAUUCUUCGAGGAUUCGCAUCCAAAAUAUUGCAUGUGGACCGGGCCAUGGUAUAAGUAUUGGAAGCUUGGGAAAAUCAAAAUCUUUAGUUCAAGUGCAUGAUAUAAAUGUAAAUGGAGCAUAUCUGUCCAAUACUGAUAAUGGGGUGAGGAUCAAAACGUGGCAGGGAGGCAGUGGUUUUACUACCAAUAUAACUUUUCAGAAUGUGUGGAUGAAAAAUGUCUCCAAUCCAAUUAUAAUAGACCAGUAUUACUGUGAUUCGCGGCGGCCAUGUGAAAACAAGACUCUAGCUGUUAGAGUUGAGAGUAUAUCGUUCAUUGGCAUCAAAGGAACUUCAGCAACAGAGGAAGCAGUAAGAUUUGCUUGCAGUGACAGCUUCCCUUGUAAAAGAUUAUAUUUAGAAGACAUUCAUCUUGAAUCAUACUCUGGGGGAAUUACAAGAUCUUUUUGUUGGCAAGCCAGUGGUUCAACUUCGGGUUUGAUAUAUCCCCCUCAUUGUUUCUCUAAUGAUGAAAACUUCAUCAGGCAGAAAGUUUUCUCUAGCUCUGUUCUUCAGUCCAUUUGAAGAUUCUUCAUGGUUGCUAUUUAUAUUUGGAAAAACCAAGUUCCCGGAGCACGUCCGCUGCAGCUAUAGUGCAGGGCUUGACCUCCAAUGGUGACCGUGUAUAAUUGAGUACAACUAAACGAAAAAAAUCAUCAAAAUUAUAGUAUUGGGUUGUAUUUUAUUGUUGUAUAUAGUUUCACGUGUAUAUUGAUUGCAGAUUGUGGGUGUUUAUGGAUGUGUAUAAGUGUGUAUAUAUUGGAUGUUAAACUAUACUUCUAUGCGGGUAUGCAACCAAUUAAUUCCGUGUACAGCAUUUAAAAACAAUAAACCUUGGUUUUGUUUUACCUGGUAUUCUACAAUAAGCACUUCAUGUCUCUAA